AUGGGAGCCACUCCUAGUUUCGCCCCAAUCACCCAAUGCACCACCAAAGACCGGUCCAACCAAACCGUCGCCUCUGACCUCGAUGGCACGUUACUCCUGUCCCGCAGCGCCUUCCCGUACUACCUCCUUAUUGCUCUGGAAGCCGGCAGCAUCCUAAGAGCCCUCACUCUCCUCACUUUUGUCCCCUUUAUCUACUUCACCUACCUCUUCAUCUCCGAAACCGCUGCCAUCAAAACCUUAAUCUUCGUAACUUUUGCCGGGCUCAAACUCAAAGAUGUCGAGGUCGUGGCCCGCUCUGUGCUCCCCAGGUUUUACGCGGAGGACGUGCAUCCUGACACAUGGUGCAUCUUCAACUCCUUUGGGAAGCGUUACAUUGUCACCGCCAGCCCUAGAGUGAUGGUGGAGCCCUUCGCCAAAACAUUUAUCGGUGCGGAUAAGGUAUUUGGGACCGAGCUCCAGGUAACGUCGUCAGGGAGGGUAACAGGAUUCGCUAAGGAACCCGGUGUGCUUGUUGGUGAACACAAGAAAGAUGUGAUUGUGAAGGAAUUUGGGACAAACAUGCCCGAUUUGGGACUCGGAGACAGUGUAACGGACCUUGACUUCAUGUCCAUUUGCAAGGAAGGAUAUAUGGUGCCAAGGAUCAAGUGUGAGCCACUCCCAAGAAACAAGCUUUUAAGUCCAAUUAUUUUUCAUGAGGGCCGUUUAGUUCAGAGGCCAACUCCUGUAGUGGCCCUCUUGACCUUCCUAUGGAUGCCAAUUGGCAUUAUACUCUCAAUCCUAAGGGUCUACCUCAACAUUCCUCUGCCAGAAAGAAUUGCUUGGUACAACUAUAAGCUUCUAGGAAUCAGGGUCAUUAGCAAGGGUACCCCUCCACCACCUCCAAAGAAAGGUCAGAGUGGGGUGCUAUUUGUUUGUAACCACCGUACAGUUUUAGACCCUGUGGUUACAGCUGUUGCACUAAGAAGGAAAAUUAGCUGCGUCACAUAUAGCAUAAGCAAAUUCAGUGAAAUGAUUUCUCCAAUCAAAGCUGUGGCACUCUCAAGGGAGAGAGCGAGAGAUGCAGCCAACAUCAAGAAAUUGCUUGAAGAAGGGGACUUGGUGAUUUGUCCUGAAGGCACCACUUGUAGAGAACCAUUCCUUUUGAGGUUCAGUGCUCUUUUUGCUGAGCUAACUGAUAGGAUUGUCCCAAUUGCCAUCAACACAAAGCAAAGUGUGUUUUAUGGGACCUCAGCUCGCGGCUACAAAUUGUUGGAUCCUUAUUUUGUGUUCAUGAAUCCUAUGCCAACAUAUGAGAUCACUUUCUUGAACCAGUUACCAACAGAACUCACUUGCAAGGGAGGAAAAUCUUCAUUUGAAGUUGCAAAUUACAUUCAAAGGGUUCUUGCAGGAACUCUGGGAUUUGAAUGCACCAAUUUAACAAGGAAGGACAAGUAUGCAAUCCUUGCUGGAACAGAUGGAACAGUUCCAUCUAAGAAUAAUGCUUGA
Molecule: messenger RNA, 1485 nt
Organism: Sphenostylis stenocarpa
Lineage: Eukaryota; Viridiplantae; Streptophyta; Magnoliopsida; Fabales; Fabaceae
Source: the annotation of a GenBank genome assembly